Molecule: messenger RNA, 3271 nt
Organism: Myripristis murdjan (pinecone soldierfish)
Lineage: Eukaryota; Metazoa; Chordata; Actinopteri; Holocentriformes; Holocentridae
Gene: marchf1
Product: membrane-associated ring finger (C3HC4) 1
Exons: 8
Coding region: 435-2162 (575 amino acids)
Molecular function (GO): zinc ion binding
Source: RefSeq, a predicted model, not a curated record
ACAACACUGGAUGGCACUGCCCCUCCUACACAAACACGUCACCGCCGCGCACCGUUUUCACCUGGAUGCCUGAGCUGCAUGUUUACCGCUUCAUUUCAACUCUCUCUCUCUCUCUCUCUCUCUCUCUCUCUCUCUGCAGGAGGGGUGAGUGUGGAGGGGGGGGCGUUGUUGAGUAGUUUCCCUAUCGUCAUGACGACCUCACACCCCAUCAUCUCCAGGGCUGUCUUCCCGUUACCACGGUGACCUGAUCCUGUUCCAUUCCCUCUGCUUUUCAUGAUCCGGGAUGGACCGAUAGCUCCGUCUUAUUCCCUGUGAGCGGCGGGCGUGGACGGGACAGUGAAUCACACACUGGGACUCGGCUGCGAGGACAGGCAGGUGCGGCGUGCUGGGAAUGCUGUGGGAUUAACACCGGAGCAUUGCUUGGAGACAGGAGCAUGCCGAUACAACAAAUAUCAGUGGUUCCAGUGCGGGAGACGGCCAGCAACGGCAAGAGCGCCCCUCGCUCCAAAGACAAGAACGAGGGGAGGAAGGCCCCCGGGCGGUCAGGGAGUCGAUCCAGCAACAUCUCCAAGGCCAGCAAUUCUACAACAGGACCGGGUGCAGCCUCAAGGACAUCGAUCAGCCCAUCCUCUCAAGAUAUAUGCAGUUCUGGCCAGCUGACGCGCUUGGAGGAGGAUGGUUCUGACUCACAGAAACACACAAACACCGCUGUGAUGACUGUCAGCAGCACGACUCUGGGUGUGUCAGCCCAGACCCAGAAGAAGCAGGUGAAGCGCCGACACCGCCGCAAGAGGGACAGCUGCACCGCCUUCAACUGUGUGGACACCAAUACCAAACAGGAGGCGACUGACCGCAGUGACUGUAGCCCAGGCACCGACCGCAGUGAGAGGGGGGAGAAAAGGGAGCGGGCCCCCAAGACCAGGAAGGAGCUGCCCCCACGCCUCCGCAGCUGCGCUCCGCCUCAGUUAGAUUCCACGUCUGAGGAUGAGGGAUGGCGUGAGGCCCGCAGCUGGAGCAAGGAAAAAGCCCGUAGAGGGCGGCGCCGCAGCGGGAGCAGCCGUGAGAGGGAAGGGGUAAAUGCGGGCAAGGGAGGGACAAACAAAAGAGAGAUCAUGGAGCUCCAGUCAGUGGGCUCAGAAGAAGAGAAGGAGAAUCAGGUGCUGCCAGAGAAUGGAGGCCUGAAGAAACGACGAAGCGGUAAGGGCUCGGUGAAGAAUGUGGGCCCAAGUUCAGUGGGAGAAGAGUCCCAGAGCAAGGAUAUGGAGAGAAGAUAUGGAAGCUACAGGUCAUGCAGCCCAAAGGGGAGCUCCUCACUGGAAGAGGAAGGGGAGGAGCUUAUCACAAAGCGAUACCAGGAAAAGGGGUGUGGGAGUGGGGACAUGGCUGUGCCCACACCGCGGAAACACUGUAGUGUCAAUGGUGACGCAGCACAUCCCUGCUCUGAUGACUCUGAGCUGGAGGUCUGCAGGAUCUGCCACUGUGAGGGGGAUGAUGAGUACCCGCUGAUAACGCCAUGCCGGUGCACAGGCAGCCUGCGAUUUGUCCACCAGGCUUGUCUCAACCAGUGGAUCAAAUCCUCAGACACGCGCUGCUGCGAGCUCUGCAAAUUUGACUUCAUCAUGGAGACACAGCUCAAACCCUUACGCAAGUGGGAGAAGCUACAGAUGUCCAAGUCGGAGAGGAGAAAGAUCUUCUGUUCAGUGUUGUUUCACCUGAUAGCAAUAGUUUGUGUGUUGUGGUCAGUCUACGUUCUGGUCAAGAGAACUGCUGAGGAGAUCAGGCUUGGCAGGAACGACGAGUUGUGGAGAAUUUCUCUUCUGAAGUACUAUAAGCCAGAGGGUGUCCUGGAGUGGCCGUUCUGGACCAAGCUGAUCGUGGUGGCCAUAGGCUUCACGGGCGGCCUCAUUUUCAUGUACAUCCAGUGUAAAGUUUACCUGCAGCUGUGGCGCCGCCUCAAGGCCUUCAACCGCAUCAUCACAGUGCGGAACUGCCCCGAGAAAGGCCCGCGCCCCUCUCAGACCCGACCCGCCCCCCUCACCAAUGGCAAACACGAAACUGUGGAAGUUCCUAUGAGCUCUGCCCCCGUCCCGGCUCCGGAGGCACAGACAGACUCAGACCUGUCGGUAGAGGCGGCUGUGGCACCUCCACAAAACCCUGUGUGACUCUCCUCCCUCUCAGAUAACUGCAGUCCUAAAAAAAAAAAAAAAAAAAAAAAAUCACACCCGGCUCAUACGUUACCUAGAUAGUGAAAUACUUUUGACCACGAGCUGGUGUGUGUAGGGUGUGAUGAAUACUCACUGGGUGUUACAGUAGUGUUUUGUUGUGUACGUCGUCUUGCCUCCUGUGGUAACUGAUUUUGUGAGACACAGCUGAUAUGAAUCGAAAUGCAACAGCCUAUCCACUCCUUCAGAGAUGAAAGGAAUGGAAGAGCGGAGGAAGGAUAGUGGUGAAGGUGCAGCCCGGGCCACCAUGCAGGCCAGGAUGUGGAAGAAAGAGGCAAGGACAGAGAACUAUCUAUCCGAGAGAGGAGGCAUAGUUUGUUAAGGCUGUAGUCUUGUGGUAAUGUUCAGGUUGUUUUAUUACUGUAUGCAUUUUCUGAAAUUGCACUGAAGUGGGUCAACCUGUGGAUGCUGAUACUAGCUAUUUCCAUCUGGACAAUCAGGUCUUCAGAUACCAAAGAGUCAGAAAUAACCAGAAACUUUUUAGAUGACGUUCUUGAAGCAGUAUCAGUAGGUCAGUCCGACCCAUCUGUAAAACUCUGUGUUGAAAAUGUUUAAUUAAUUUACAGUCUAGGGGCCGUGUCGAAUAUUUUAUUUAAAAAAAAAAAAAGUAAAUUCCAAGUAGCCCAGUUGUUACAUUUUUUGACAUUAUGCAGCUUUAUAUGCUAUGCUCUGUGAGGUACUCAUAUUUAUAUUAUUUAUGUCACCACUUGGUAGAUGCCCAUUCAUAUCAUCAGUGUUUUACACAUUAGAGUUAUUUGGACUGACACAUGUAUGUGUGUGUGUGUGUGUGUGUGUGUGUGUAACUGACCAUUGGAUCUACAAAUGGCACCAGUUGUUUACACUUCCUCUUUUUUACAGGUUUAAUUUGGUUUUUUACCAGUUACCAUUGUCCCUUCACAUAAAAUCCAACUUUUGAUGUAUAUCCACCACAACAUUCAAGCACUUGAUUUCUAUAUCACAACUUUUUUCUAUUUCUGAUUGGAUGAACCUGAGAAUUAAAAUGAGAUUAAAUGCAUUUUUUGUGCAAUAAACAAUGAAUGUAGAUCCCC